AUGAGUUUUUAUCAACCAUCUCUAUCACUUCAUGACAUUCUAGACGCCUUGUCUACCCAAGCCGCCCUUAGAAACCAGCAAGAGAGACCUAAUGACAGAAGAUCGCAAUACAGGGGUGACUACGGGCGUCCGGGAAAUGGAGGUAAUGUUCAAAAUGCUUACUUUCAAUCGCCGUAUUACCAUGCAGAAAGGCCUCAGACUGCAUACUACCGUCCCAGCUACUACGCAGAAGAUCCUUACGAAACCCCUCAAUAUAUUGACCUAGGCAACAGUCGGAACGUCCAACAGAGACAACAAUAUCCUGACUAUCUACCCGAAAUUUUGAGAGCUUUUAUUGAUCCUAGGGAAGCCCAAGCUCAGGCCGAAGAUGAGCCCGAAGAGUCUCAGGAUGUCGACGAGCCUCGUGAAAACGUGGAAGCUUCUUUCAAUCCAUUAUUGGCAGCCCUAGCAGGUAAGCCACUCUCACAAAGCGACGUUGAAGCAUCCAGAAAGGGUCCAGAAACUGAAGUUGCGGAGCCUACUCCAACCUCAGAAUCAAAUGACGCUGUCAAGGCAGCUGCCAGUUUAAACGUACCAUCCACCGACGCAGUCCGUUCCGAAGCACCUAGUCCGAUUCCGGAACCACUUCAGGUGUCGAAGCCUCAAACACGCCGUGGGUUGCCAUUUUCACCGGAAGUAAACGUGUACGAUACUACAGACGCUUACAUGGUGGUGAUGGCUUUGCCAGGUGCCAACUCCAAGGCUUUCAGGAUUGACUACCAUCCUUCGUCGCAUGAGCUGCUCAUCAAAGGCAGUCUCGAUAAGAAGUUUGAUUUUGAAACGAAGAGCUUGCGAGUAUCAGAGCUUAAGACCGGCAAGUUUGAGAGAUCAAUCAAGCUUCCUGUGGUUCCUAGGAUCAAGGAUGAGGAAAUCAAGGCUACGUAUAGCAACGGUUUGCUGCAAGUGAAAAUUCCCAAGAUUUUGAAUGACGAAGCACAGCAUCCACCUAAGAGAAGGAUCGUGAUAGAGAGCGUCCCUGAUGAAGAGCUAGAAUUUGAACAGCAUCCAAACCCAGAGAUGCCUCUAUAG
Lachancea nothofagi CBS 11611 is the source of this 1068-nucleotide messenger RNA. NCBI's taxonomy places the organism in Eukaryota, Fungi, Ascomycota, Saccharomycetes, Saccharomycetales, Saccharomycetaceae. The record is from the annotation of a GenBank genome assembly.